CGUCCACUUGAAGCCAAAAUACAAACAGAAACACAACAAAAAAUGGGCCUUCAAUUAACAGUCGAGAGGCUGCUGGCUAAGUUGCCACAGUAUAUGGUAACAAAAUGUGAAGCAGAAACAAGACUUUUCCUGUUCCCUUCAAGCCCAAUUCCAGGUCCGAGGGCAUUCUUUUAUAAAUUUGUAUGGUACUUCUCAAUAAAGGAAUCAUCCAGGGACGCUCGAGCGGUCAUCUUUUGCAGCUUCCAGUGAAAACUUUCAAUGACUGCUGCGGCUAGGGGAUUAAUUAAUGAACAAACCAAAAUUAAACAAACGAGGAAAUAAAAGAACAAAGAUAGAGAGGACGAAAGCAGUUGACAAAAAGUGAAAAUUCGAGUUGAAAAUAUGAAUAUUACUUCAUAUAUUUAAAAGUAAUCCAUGAUUAAAGGAAAAAGAAGCUCAAGCAAACCCAUCCAUCCGGCAUCUCUAUAGAUUCUGGUCUUUUUCUCCCUCUCUCUCUCUCUCUUUCCUAAUAACAUUAGUAUUCUGAC
Rubroshorea leprosula is the source of this 527-nucleotide messenger RNA. NCBI's taxonomy places the organism in Eukaryota, Viridiplantae, Streptophyta, Magnoliopsida, Malvales, Dipterocarpaceae. The record is from the annotation of a GenBank genome assembly.